This is a messenger RNA of Marmota monax (woodchuck), 3006 nucleotides long. RefSeq names its product protocadherin Fat 1-like. Gene Ontology annotation, cellular component: plasma membrane. Gene Ontology annotation, molecular function: calcium ion binding. The record is from RefSeq and is a predicted model, not a curated record. Gene Ontology annotation, biological process: homophilic cell-cell adhesion. The coding region runs from base 1 to 3006 and encodes 1001 amino acids. NCBI's taxonomy places the organism in Eukaryota, Metazoa, Chordata, Mammalia, Rodentia, Sciuridae. The transcript has 23 exons.
AUGAAUAUCUUCAAGAUUUUAUUGGUAUAUACAGUGUUUUCCUACAUUGGAGCAGAAAUUCAGAUAUUAAUUAACCCUGUGAAUUUGCCUGAAAACAUGGCCCCUGGAACACAACUCAGUCGGGCUUAUGAUAAAGAUGUGGCAGGAAAAGCAGAUGCAUAUCGCUUUCUGAAUAAAACAAAGGAUUUUGUCAUUGAUGCAAGUUCUGGUGUAAUCACUUCUACCAAAAUUUUUAAUUACGAAACUGAUCCAAUAAGGUUUCUAUUUAUAGUUGAUACUGGAGGACUCAUGAGACGUGUUCUGAUUAUUAAUAUCAUUGAUGUUCCUGAACCUCCAAACUGUACUGCUGAUCCACAGUUUUCUUCAGGCACAGCUACCUUGGAAAUUGCUGAAGACUAUCCAUUAUUUCAAUCAAUUUAUAGAGUGAUUGCCACAGAUGAGGACUCUGCAAAUGGUGAUCAGCUGAUGUACACCAUUGAGACACAGUUAUCUGGACCAAAGGAAGGAGCAAAUUCUUUUGGAAUGGAUCCUAUAAGUGGUGUUGUUAGCUUGAAAGGUGGAGACCCCCUGGACUUUGAAGCUGGAUAUCAUGUUUUCCAGCUUGCCCUGAGAGCAACAGAUAAAACAGGUCUGUUCUGCCAAGGGACACUAAUUAUCAAGAUUAUAGACAUAAAUGACGAGAAGCCUCAAUUUGAGCCAUUUCCUCUGGAUUCUAUUAAUGUGACUGAAAAGAAACCUGUAGGAGAAAUUAUAGCAAGAGUAAAAGCAACAGAUCGAGAUGAAGAUAACAGCAUCACUUAUUCCUUUAAAACUCAGCAGGAAAUGUUUGGUUUGGACCCUCUUAAAGGUAUAAUCACUCUUCUCCAGCCUUUGAAUCUUGACAACCCAAAUAACUCCAAAACCUACCCUUUGGAAAUUGAGGCCAGAGAUAACGGAAAUAAUACCAACACUUACAUGUUUACAGUUUUUGUGGAGAACAUAGAUGAUCCUAUUUCCUGUGACUCAAGUUUUUCAACAGGAGCAGGUGUUUCAGUGUCUGUUCCUGAAAAUAUUCCUGCAUCUGCUUUUAUAUAUAUGAUUCUUUCAAGGGACCCAGAUAUAGGACAAGAAGUUGAACAUUUCCAGUUUGUAAUUGCUGUUAGUAAUAAGGAGAACCUCCCUGUGGAGUCAUGUAUUGGCACCAUCACUAUAAACAUCCAGAAUGUUAAUGAUGAGAGUCCUGUUCUUAAAUACAUACCAGAUGCACCUAUAAAUAUUUAUGAAAAUCUGCCUGUUGGAACAAUGCUGGUCAAGUUGACAGCAACUGAUAGAGACAUAGGGGACUCAGUACACUAUGAAUUUAUAGGUACACAAAAAGAAUUUUCUAUAAAUGAAGAUUCAGGAGAGAUCACAAUUGCCUAUCCUUUGGAUUAUGAGGAUGUAGCCACCCCAAAGUCUUGGGUAUUAUAUAUUAGAGCUUAUGACAACAAACGGAUGCAUUCAACAACUGGGUCACUCACAGUGAUACUACAAGAUGUGAAUGACAAUCCACCUCAGUGCUCACAGGAUAUUUACACAAUUGAACUUCCUGAAAACAUCCCAUCUGAAACUCUAUUAGUCUCUCUAACAUGCACAGAUAAGGAUGCAACUCUUCCUAAUAACAACAUAGCUUAUCAUUUGAUUAUGGAUACUUUUUCAAAUAAAACCUUUACUCUCACUAACAAUGAACUGAGGAUUGGAUCUACACAUUUAGAUUUUGAUAAUGCUAUUUUUGCAGGAAUGCACUUCAAAUAUACAUUGUUUGUGAGGGUUUCUGAUGAAGGAAGUCCUGCACUCUCAACUAUUCUUACAAUCAUUGUAAGGGUGAGUCGCAUAAAUGAACUGAAUCCAGUUGGAACUACAUCGGUUACCUUCAGUAUAUUUGAAAAUAGUCCAGUUGAUGCACUAGUUGGAAAAAUUACAUUUACAGAUGCAGACUGGCCAUUUAACAACUUAAAAUAUACCAUUGUUGGAGGCAAUGUGGGAACUCCUCCCAAAUUUUACAUUGAACCAGAUACAGGCAUGAUAAAGCUACUAGAUUCACUAGACAGGGAAGUGGAAUCACAGUAUAAGAUAACCGUGAGGAUUGUAGACUUGGACAACGAUGCCAUUCCUGACCCCUUCAGACAAAGAAGGGCUACUGCUCAGGUGACCAUCAAUGUUCUGAAUAUAAAUGAUGAGCCUCCUGUAUGCAAUCCACCACAUUUGGAAACUCGGAUUUACUCCAUUGUUAAGGCUCCUUUUGUUCACCUCAACUGUUCAGACAAAGAUUCUCCAAAGGAACAUCUGAGCUAUUCGAUUGUAGGAGGAAAUACAAAUAAUCAGUUCACACUUCGGAGACUGGGUGUUGAUCCUCCUUCUCUGGUCAUCAGGCAGAAUUUCCAGUAUGAUGUAUUUCAAGGGAUUCAAGACCCAGUGACUUUCCAGUUGUUUAUUGAAGUCACUGAUGAAUUAGGUGGGAAUAAAGCUCGUCAGCUGUCAGCUACUACCACAGUCAUAAUUCAUGUGCUUCCCUGGACCACAGCACAGCCAACUUCUUCCACAAAAACAUCUACAACUACAAUUACUACUUCUGUCUUGAAGAAGAUUUCAUAUUACUGGAGCCCUGAUAACUGGUUUCCUGCAGUAUUAACUCUAACAGGAGCUCUUUUUAUGGCGUGCCUCUAUGCUGGUGCAUGGUGCCUCUUCAAAGAUGUUCCUGCCUGUUCAAGAUUAUUUCCUCAUUGUCACAAACAUCAGCAGCAUCAACCAAGUCUCACUGCCAAGGAUCCAGGGCAGGUACCAAGGCAUGGAAACUCUUUGAGUAGUGUUCCCAAACCAAACUCAAAACCAAACUUGCUGCCUGGAAAUCAUCAGGAUGAAAAAAGCCACUCCACUGUUGUUACUCCUGCCAACAUGGUCCUACUUCUUGGUGCUGCUGCUGCUGAAGCAGGAUGGAAGUUUAUUGAAGGCCUGACAGAAUGCCCUGGGCACUCAGAGGACUUGUGA